Daldinia childiae is the source of this 2478-nucleotide messenger RNA. Its product is annotated as Next to BRCA1 gene 1 protein. The record is from RefSeq and is a predicted model, not a curated record. The transcript is spliced from 3 exons. Gene Ontology annotation, molecular function: zinc ion binding. Bases 1 to 2478 code for a protein of 825 amino acids. NCBI's taxonomy places the organism in Eukaryota, Fungi, Ascomycota, Sordariomycetes, Xylariales, Hypoxylaceae.
AUGGCUUCGUCGUCGACAGCUACUCCGGAUACCUUAAUUACUCUCAAGGUUAACUUUGAUGGUACGACUCGUCGUUUUAAGUUGCCUCUUCGCGAGCUUGUGUUGAGCACGCUCGAAGACAAGCCUGUUACUAUUGAGGACGAGCCUGAAACAGAGUCUCGAGAAGUAGCUGAGCCCAUUGCCCGUAUUCCGUCGCCACCGCUAGAGUCUUCCGCCCCAGUUUCUACUGAGGCCUCUGUUGGAAUCUUAGACACUGUUCCCGUCUCCGACAUUCAUUCGAACCUACCCGACUUCGUUAAGCUAUGGCAGACACAUGGCAGACCCAGGAUCCAUUUAAAGCGGGAUGCUGAGGGCAAGGAGGUAGUUGACCUACUGAGCUCCACAUUUCCAGUCCCGGCCGAGCCUUUGAUAUCGCUAGAGUCGAGCGAGGAGGACGUACCUCGAUGUCCUUUCUCCCGGAAUGCAUCGAAGAUGACCCGCACUACUGACCUGACCUGGGAACCCCGCAAGAAAGAGGCUCCUACCCCCAAGGCUCCGGAAGCCGCGGAGGUUCUAUUCCCUACCGGCGUGAUAACUGCGCCUAUAUUCGAAGAUGAAGAGACGAAGACAAGCGAUACGCUGAUCACCCUUGGUGUCCCUAAGCGUCAAUUCACUGUUUGCUGCAAUAGCUGCGACCGAGCCGUUCCCGAUGCUCAUUUCCACUGUUCUACCUGCGAUGACGGUGACUUCGACCUCUGCCAGGAUUGUGUCAACCAGGGCAUUACCUGCUACAACGAAGGCCAUUGGCUCAUCAAGCGUUAUAUCAAAGAUGGACAGGUUAAUUACAGCACUACCCACAUUGCUCCCAAAACUUCCCGUUCCCAAACAAGCAAGGCUCCCGUGAUCCUUCCUAUUAGACCCGCUGAGAAUGCGAACUGGGCACCUUCACCGAGAGUUUGGGACACCACUUACAAUGACCGCACCUGCAACUGCUGUGUUCAGGAUUUCCCCGGAGAGGACUUCCUUCACACUGCACCACAUGCGACGAUUACGAUCUAUGGCACCGUCUUCGAUCAUGAUGUAUCGUCGCUCUUGUCUCCCGGCCGAAAUGCCUCCCACAAUGCUAUCUGUGAUGGCUGUGACAAAUAUGUCCGAGGCGUCCGACACAAGUGCCUAGACUGCCCUGAUUGGGACUACUGCUCGGAGUGUGUUAAAAAUGCCGAGUUCAUUCACCCCAACCACCGUUUUGUAACAAUCUACGAGCCCUUGACUGAUCGCGCAUUCCGCUCCAUGAUGCGUGGUACACACUACGGUAUCUGCUGUGAUGGACCGCUAUGCUCAGCAUCUCGUGUUCGUUCGAGAUACAUUGUCGGUGUACGGUAUAAGUGUGCUGUCUGCCACGAUACCGACUUCUGCGCCAACUGCGAGGCUAGCCCCUCCAACACGCACAACAAGACGCACCCAUUGAUCAAGUUUAAGACUCCAGUACGUCACGUCAGCGUUACCACUACCGGUGAGCACGAGGAUGGUCAGCGCCUCCCCACGAUGGGAGAUCGUGUUCGGCCUAUCUCUAUUAAUAGUGUGACCGCGGCUGCUUCAGCACACGAGAGCAUUGCUGCUACGCCUGUGCAGACCGUGGUCGACGUGCAACCUACCGAGCAGCAAUCACCUAAGGCAGAGGAGACGGACGAAGUCAAGAUCAAGAGCGAAGUAGUAGAACCUGAGGUAGCCGCCUCGAUCGAGAAGAAGCCAACCUCAGAGGAGCUAAUUGCUGUCUUCCUGCGGGACACCAUUGCCGACGGAACUGUUCUACCGCCGAACCACACUUUUGAACAGGUCUGGAUUGUUCGAAACGAAGGUACCGUUCCGUGGCCAGCCGGCUGCUCUGUCAAGUUCGUUGGCGGUGAUUACAUGGGUGCUGUCGACCCCGCACACCCUGCUGGUAUUCACGAACUGGUCUCAGCCUCGGAGUCAACUGUCUGCUACAACGCCCUUAAACCAGGCCAGGAAUUCCCUUUCACUGUCUUGAUGCGGACCCCAGACCGGGAAGGUAAGGUGAUCUCGUAUUGGCGAUUGACGACCCCAGAUGGCGUCAAGUUCGGUCACAAGCUGUGGUGCGACGUAACUGUCCAGGCACCCCGUGCCAAGGUUGCCCCAGUAGAGUCGCAAGAUGAACGUGAGGUUAUCACCAGCCCGGCACCAGCCUCUAAACUAGCUGAAAGCCAGAUGAUUAUCCCUAAAUUAGAGCACGAAUCGCCGGCUGCUAGCAUACAUGAGAAGGCUCAGUCGGAGAGCGAACUGGAGGCAGAAACGGCCACUCUCGCCCAGUCAGUACAGGAUUCGCAGGACUCACAGGAUGACGACUUUGAAGACUGCGGCGAGGAUGACGAAUGGGCCGAGUCUGAGGAUGGAUUUAUGACAGAUGAGGAGUAUGACAUCCUCGAUGCGUCGGAUGAGGAGUAUCUCUCAGAACAGCACAAGUCUGCGUCUAGGAAGUAA